Messenger RNA from Papaver somniferum (opium poppy), 2517 nucleotides. Its product is annotated as translation initiation factor eIF-2B subunit epsilon-like. NCBI's taxonomy places the organism in Eukaryota, Viridiplantae, Streptophyta, Magnoliopsida, Ranunculales, Papaveraceae. Gene Ontology annotation, biological process: biosynthetic process. Bases 133 to 2157 code for a protein of 674 amino acids. Gene Ontology annotation, cellular component: eukaryotic translation initiation factor 2B complex. Gene Ontology annotation, molecular function: translation initiation factor binding; translation initiation factor activity; guanyl-nucleotide exchange factor activity. The transcript has a single exon. The record is from RefSeq and is a predicted model, not a curated record.
AUCUCUAGCUUGUUGUUCCUUAUAAAUAGAAGAACACCACCAUUAUUUAAGACACAAGAAGAAAAAAAUCACAGUUUUUUACUAACGUUCUUCUCCAACUGAACCGAUAGAUAGCUUUUACUGGAUCUCAACAUGGGAAAGAAGAAACAAGUUACUAAAAUUGAUGCAGAUGAAGCUGAAUAUCACCCUCGAUUACAAGCUGUUCUGCUAGCAGAUGAUUUCGCAGCAGAGAAAUUCCAACCAAUUUCUCUGGAACGACCAAAGGUACUUUUCCCAUUAGUACAUAACCCAAUGAUUGAUUACACGCUAGCUUGGCUUAGAGAAGAAGGUGUUAGAGAAGUAUAUGUAGUUUGCUGUUCACAUUCCAAACAAGUAAUUGAGUAUUUAAAAAAAUCUGAAUGGUUGUCUGUACCUGGAUUCACUGUUACAAUUCUGGAAAACCGUGGUUGUGCUAGUGUUGGUGAUGCUCUUAGAUUUGUUUACCAAGCUGAAGUUAUUCAUGGCGAUUUCGUGCUUGUUAGUGGUGAUAUUGUGACUAAUAUGAAUCUGACAAACGCAAUAAAAGUUCAUAGAGAUAGGAAGAAGAAGGACAGUAAUGCUAUAAUGACUAUGGUCAUUAAGAAACCGAAACCGUUGAGGACUGAGCAAACUAGCAAGGAUAAGUUGGUUCUGGGUGCUGAUCGUAAUAGCGAAACCAGUAUGGAUGGGUUGGUUAUGGGAAUUGAUUGUAAAACGAAAAAGCUUCUGCAUUACGGUGUGAAUAUUUUUACGGAGACGUAUAUUCCUGAUAAGGAAUUGCUCCUUGACAAUCCUAACUUUGAAGUGCACAGUGAGCAAGAGGAUUGCCAUAUUGAUAUUUGCUCUCCUGUGGUGCUUAGUCUUUUUGCUGACAAUUUUCACUACCAACAUUUGAGGCGCCAUCUUGUCAAAGGAUUGCUGGAUGAUGAUGUCAUGGGCUACAAGCUUUUCACUUAUGAAAUUCACCCAAGUAGAUAUGCUGCUAGAGUGGAUGAUUUCAAGAGCUAUGACACCAUUAGCAAGGACGUAAUUCAGCGGUGGACAUACCCGUUUGUGCCAGAUAUUCAGUUUUCUAUAAAAUGUGCAGUCGAACAAGGAAGUGACGGGAUUUUUAAAGGAUCGGAUGUACAGAUAUCGAGUUCUGCACAUGUUGGUCCUGACACCUACGUUGGAAAUGGGACAAGCAUUGGGGAUUUUUCUAAGGUCUCUAAUUCAGUAAUUGGAAAAGGUUGUUGUAUCGGAUCUAACGUCAAAAUUGAAAAUUCCUAUAUUUGGGACAAUGUCACGGUUCAAAAUGGUUGUCAGCUUAACAAUGCUUUUGUUUGUGAUGGGGUGGUGAUAAAAUCAGGAGUGGCUUUAGAACCUGGUGUGGUUUUAUCAUUCAAGGUCGUUGUUGGAGCAAAAUCUCCGAUAAUACCCGCUUACUCAAAGGUAUCUUUACAUCCCCAGCCAACAAACCAAGACAGUGAUGAGGAGCUUGAGCAGUUGACAUCAAGAUUUUCUGACAUUGCUGAGGUUGGUGUUUCUGGAGAUGGUUAUUAUUUUUGGUCAGAUACCCCCAGUCCAGAACCAGAAAUGCUCCCAGCUGCUGAAAUAAUAAGUGAUGAUGAAAGCUUUGAUUCCGAUAAAGAUCAUUAUUUUGAUUUAGAGGUGGCAGAAACUAUCCUAAGGGCAGCUCUUGAAAGUGAGGCCCUGGAUGAUUUAAAAACAGAAGUGACUGCACUAAGGUUAUCGUACAAUAUGACACCAUUGAAUUGUGCUGGGGCAGUUUUUUCAGCAGUGAUGAAAUUGGCAUUACAGACUCCAUAUGGUACCAAAGGUGAACUGCUUAAAAGUGUUGUCAUCAUCAUCACAACAUGGCGGGAUCUUUUGAAACAUUACAUAUACUCUAUAGAUGAGCAGUUUGAAAGCAUAAUGAAGUUCGAAGAGAUGUGCUCAGAUUCUGCCAGAGAUUUUGCUCCAUUGUUUGAGCCCAUUUUGCUUGAACUGUACGACAAGGACGUUCUGGACGAAGAGACUAUUCUCUCAUGGGCAUCUGAAAAAGACGGCGCGGAUGCAUCUGACAAAGUAUUUGUUAAUAAGGCGCAAAACUUUAUAAAGUGGUUGAAAGAGGCAGAAGUAGAAGACGAAGAACAGUGAUAUGCUGAACAAGAUGAAAGUUUGUAACUUUGUGUUCUAAUUCUCCUUUUAUUUUCUGUUUCAAAAUCAGAUAACUUGUUAACUCUGUGCUAGUAAUUACAUCCACAAUAUUUUAAGCAAAUAGUCAUUGAUUUUGUGCUAGUAAUUAUAUCCUAUGCUGCAGUUUGUCCCUGUUACAUAUCCUGUUCUGAUGCUGGUUGUAGCAUGCUGUGCCUAUGAUUUUACGGGGCAUGACAUUAUCUUGCAUGAAUGAUUUCCAGGGUGCAUCAAAAAAUAGUUUUUAGCCUGUUCAGUGCAACGAUUUUAUCGGGCACAAGGUUUUAUUUGAUGUUAAAAAAGUUGAAACAGAAUAAAGUUGAG